AGAGACAACACAAGUACACACUAUGCCAUUGAAAUCUACACAAGAAUAAAAUGGCCAAGAGCAAUAUUCUCUUGCCCCUGCUGCAUAUCAUUCCUCUUUUGCUAAAUUUCCAACUACUUUGCCAUGGGAAGGUUUUCAUGGAGUAUAUAGGUGCUACUGGCAAACCUGUAACAUUUGAUCAGGUCCCAAUAGAGCAAGGAAUUGACUUCCACUUUGUCCUGAGCUUUGCCAUCGACGCAGACCCAUCUGCAAAUCCUGCAAAUGGCACGUUUUUGCCAUAUUGGGCUUCAACCUUAACCCCGGACUCAGUUGCAGCCAUCAAGGCAGAGUACCCUAAUGUCAAGGCCUUAGCUAGCCUUUCAGGGUGGAGCCUCCAUGACAAGAAGCUCAACUGGUACAAGCCAGCAGAUCCUCAGCUCUGGAUAACAAAUGCAUUCACUUCACUCCAAGAGAUCAUUAACACAUAUCAUCUGGAUGGCAUUGACAUAGACUAUGAGAGAUUUCCCAGGCACAAUGAGAGCUUCGCCUACUGUAUAGGCGAGCUGAUUGCUCUCCUAAAGAACCAAAGCGUUAUUUCAGUGGCAACAAUAGCGCCAUACUACAGCACAGUCAUACCCUAUAUUCAGCUAUAUGAAAACUAUGGAGAUCUCAUAGACUAUGUCAACCACCAGUUCUAUACAGAUAAAGUUAGGACACCAGAGGGGUACCUUGAAGCCUUCAAAUUGAGGACUGCACAAUUUGGUAAGGAGAAAGUGUUGCCCAGCUAUGAAGUCAACGGAAGAGGGAUCCAAGGGGAUGCAUUCUUUCAAGCUCUGCAACUCCUGGAAAAGAAUGGGUUUGAUAUCAAGGGAGCCAUGAUCUUCUCAGCUGAUGCUUCUGCUGGCAACAAUUACUACUAUGAGAGGAAAAUACAAGCCUUCUUGCUCAAUUCUACGCAUGUGUGA
Ipomoea triloba (trilobed morning glory) is the source of this 944-nucleotide messenger RNA. Its product is annotated as chitinase 2-like. Lineage: Eukaryota; Viridiplantae; Streptophyta; Magnoliopsida; Solanales; Convolvulaceae. Gene Ontology annotation, molecular function: hydrolase activity, hydrolyzing O-glycosyl compounds. The transcript has 2 exons. Gene Ontology annotation, biological process: carbohydrate metabolic process. Bases 51 to 944 code for a protein of 297 amino acids. The record is from RefSeq and is a predicted model, not a curated record.